AAUUAAAAAUGAAGAUUUCCAAAAUUAUACUUCCAACUUUCACUCUUGCAGCUAUUCUAGAUGCAGCACCAAUCCUCACUAUAACAGUAACGGCACCAGUUGUUACCGUAUGGUCAACUGUUAUAGCUACAAAGACAAAUUAUCAUUUAUUCACAACUGUUCAUGCGCCUCCACCAGCACAAACAGAAUCAUCUGUUACUACAGCCACUACCUCCAGCUCUAUCCAAAAUGAUGAUCCAGAUACAUCGACGACUUCUAUAGAGGAUCCAACUACUUCUCCAUCCUCUAUCAUGCCCACUACUACAUCAUCAUCACAGGUUACAACAGCCACUACAACAACAACUUCUUCCACUUCACAAGAAGACUCUUCAACAUCAUCAGUUACACCAACUCCAUCCACUACCGAGGAAACAACUUCCAGUACAACUUCCAGUACAACUUCCAGUACAACUUCCAGUACAACUUCCAGUACAACUUCCAGUACAACCUCCAGUACAACCUCCAGUACAACUUCCAGUACAACCUCCAGUACAACCUCCAGUACAACCUCCAGUACAACUUCCAGUACAACCUCCAGUACAACUUCAAGUUCUACAUCUUCUAGUGAAACUGCUACUUCAACCCAAGACGACGACAGCGCUAUAACCAGCGACGUUGAAUUUGCCCAAGAUAUCCUCAGUGAACACAAUAGAGUGCGGGCACUCCACGGUGUAAACCCAUUACAAUGGAACAAUUCCCUUGCUCAAUUCGGACUUGAGUACGGGCAACGAGUAUUAGAUUGCAACAAUUUACAACUUGUCCAUUCUGGUGGUCCUUACGGAGAAAACUUGGCUGCUGGUUACGUAGGUGGUAAAGCACCCCUUGAUGCUUGGUAUGACGAAAUCAAGAAUUACGAUUACAGCAAUCCGGAAAUCAACGCAGAUACGGGACAUUUCACUCAAGUAGUAUGGAAGGACACUACCCAGGUCGGUUGUGCUAGAAUCAUGUGUAGUAAUGCGUGGAGACAAUAUACCAUCUGUGAAUACUCCAAGACUAGAGGAAAUCUCAUUGGAGUAACCAGUACAGGACAGACAUAUCUUGAAGUGAAUGUGUUGCCAUUGCUUAAUCCAUAAAUUACAAUAUUAGAUCUUUUUUUGUUAUAAAAGUAAUUAAAAGUGUAUAUUUUUC
Spathaspora passalidarum NRRL Y-27907 is the source of this 1167-nucleotide messenger RNA. It is a transcript of the gene RBE1, whose product is annotated as sterol-binding protein. Lineage: Eukaryota; Fungi; Ascomycota; Pichiomycetes; Serinales; Debaryomycetaceae. The transcript has a single exon. The record is from RefSeq and is a predicted model, not a curated record. Gene Ontology annotation, cellular component: extracellular region. The coding region runs from base 9 to 1112 and encodes 367 amino acids.